This is a messenger RNA of Anolis carolinensis (green anole), 4008 nucleotides long. It is a transcript of the gene lss, whose product is annotated as lanosterol synthase. Gene Ontology annotation, cellular component: lipid droplet. Gene Ontology annotation, molecular function: lanosterol synthase activity. The transcript is spliced from 22 exons. The coding region runs from base 86 to 2431 and encodes 781 amino acids. The record is from RefSeq and is a predicted model, not a curated record. Gene Ontology annotation, biological process: cholesterol biosynthetic process; triterpenoid biosynthetic process. Lineage: Eukaryota; Metazoa; Chordata; Lepidosauria; Squamata; Anolidae.
AAACGUAAAGCGCCGGCUUCCUGUAAAAGACUCCAACUCCCGGCAUUCCGCUGGCUUGAGGGUGUUCUGUGAUGCUUGACUGCCGAUGCUGCCAAGCAUCACUCCAGCCGCUCUUGGUGUGAGUUCGGAUCUGCCGGAGAGCAGCAGGAUGGACGGCACAUGUUUGCGGAGGAGAAGAGGUGGCCCGUACAAAACAGAACCUGCUACAGACUUAACUCGCUGGCGCUUGAGCAAUGAGGAGGGACGGCAGUGUUGGCGACAUGUGGCGGAUGGCGAGAAUUUUGACCGGGAGCAAACUGGACUGGAGGCACACUCCCUUGGGCUGGACACUAGUAAGUUCUUCCCAGUCUUGUCCAAGGCCAACACAGCACAGGAGGCAGCAAUAAAUGGUGUGCAAUUCUACUCAGGCUUACAGGCAGAGGAUGGCCACUGGGCCGGGGACUAUGGAGGACCUCUCUUUUUGUUGCCAGGGCUCCUCAUCACCUGCCAUGCUGCCAAGAUACCGCUACCAGAGGAAAGCAAGAAGGAGAUGGUUCGCUACUUGCGGUCAGUGCAGCUCCCAGAUGGAGGAUGGGGCCUGCAUAUUGAAGACAAGUCCACAGUGUUUUCUAUUGCUCUCAAUUACACUGCCAUGAGAAUUCUUGGGGUCAGUCCUGAUGAUCCAGACCUGGUGCGGGCUCGAAACAACCUCCAUAGCAAAGGUGGUGCUGUGAAAAUCCCUUCCUGGGGUAAAUUUUGGUUGGCUGUCUUGAAUGUCUACAGUUGGGAAGGAAUGAACACUCUUUUUCCUGAAAUGUGGUUGUUUCCUUCAUGGAUGCCAGCACAUCCUUCCACUCUGUGGUGCCACUGCCGCCAGGUUUAUCUGCCCAUGGCCUACUGCUACGGCAAACGCCUGACUGCAGAAGAAGAUGAACUGAUCCUGAGCCUCCGGCAGGAGCUCUAUGUGCAAGACUAUUCUACUAUUGACUGGCCAGCACAAAGAAAUAAUGUUGCUUCAGGCGAUAUAUAUACCCCACACAGUUGGCUUCUUACAGUGGCCUAUGCAAUACUGAACACCUAUGAGAGAUUCCAUAGCACAAGCCUAAGACAGCACGCCUUGGAAGUAUUGUAUGACCACAUCAGGGCUGAUGACCGAUUCACCAAGGCUAUCAGCAUUGGCCCAAUUUCUAAAACAAUCAAUAUGUUGGUGAGCUGGUACGUGGAAGGAGACAAGUCUCCUGCCUUCCAAGAACAUGUGUCCAGAAUCCCUGACUACCUCUGGCUGGGACUUGAUGGCCUCAAAAUGCAGGGCACCAAUGGAUCACAGCUUUGGGAUACAGCAUUUGCUGUCCAAGCUUUCUUGGAGGCAGGUGCCCACAAGAAACCUGAAUUUAACUCUUGUCUGUUACACGCUCAUGAGUUCUUCAGGAUCAGUCAGAUUCCAGAUAACCCUCCUGAUUAUGAGAAGUAUUACCGUCAGAUGAACAAGGGUGGGUUUCCCUUCAGUACACGUGACUGUGGCUGGAUUGUGGCUGACUGCACAGCAGAAGGAAUGAAGUCAGUGAUGCUGAUGCAAGAGAAAUGCCCUUUCAUCAAGGACCACAUUCCACCCAGCCGCCUCUUUGAUGCUGUGAAUGUGUUGCUGAAUAUGCAAAAUGCUGAUGGUGGCUUUUCUACCUAUGAAACAAUGCGUGGAGGCUGGCUGCUGGAGCUACUGAAUCCUUCUGAAGUCUUUGGUAAUAUUAUGGUGGAUUAUACCUAUGUAGAGUGUACAUCAGCUGUGAUGCAAGCACUGAAGCAUUUCCAUGAGCGCUUCCCCGAACAUAGGGCAUUGGAGAUCAGAGAGGUGCUCCAAAAAGGCUUGCAGUAUUGUCGGAGAUUGCAGAGAGCUGAUGGCUCCUGGGAAGGGUCCUGGGGCGUGUGCUUCACUUAUGGUAUGUGGUUUGCAUUGGAAGCCUUCGCUUGUAUGCAGCACACCUACCGUGAUGGAGUGGCCUGCAAAGAAAUAUCUCGGGCUUGUGAAUUCUUGAUCUCCAAACAGAUGGAGGAUGGUGGUUGGGGCGAGGACUUUGAGUCUUGUGAACAGCGCACUUAUGUUCAGAGUGCCACUUCUCAGAUCCACAACACUUGCUGGGCUCUCCUGGGACUCAUGGCUGUACGGUAUCCUGAUGUCAAAGUCUUGGAAAAAGGGAUCAAACUUUUGAUUGAUAAGCAGCUGCCAAAUGGGGACUGGCCCCAGGAGAACAUUUCUGGAGUAUUCAACAAAUCCUGUGCUAUUAGCUACACUUCCUACCGCAACGUUUUCCCCAUCUGGACCCUGGGGCGCUUUUCUCAUCUCCAUUGCACCAGCCCUCUUGCUGGCAAACUCUCGAGUGAGGCCUUAAAGAAUGGAGAGGGGAGCCUGGCCAGAGGAAAGGCAAAUGAGCACAGCUUCACGUUUGCGUCUUCCUAAGUUCGGGCUUGUCAUUGCCACUGGCAAAGAUAUGUAAAUGGCUCAUCUCCCUGAGAUUUUUUCCUAAUUUAUAAAUGACAUGGACCCUAAAUGGUAACUAGAAGGCUCUAUCUCACAGAAUCGGGAAGGAGGAAGAAGAGGAGGCUCGUCAUUGAUCGUCUUCUUGGUUCUUACUGUAGUUGUGCACAACAUACAAAGAGGAGUUGAUGCCUGGAAACAAUGGCAUCUUUGCAGGCUUCAUUCUGCUCCUGUAGAAUAAAUGGUCCACUUCACUCUUUAUAGGUGAGGCCAGUUUGUUUUCCUAGGUGAGCCGGCAGAGUCGGGGCCUUAUCCAGUCCCUUGACCAUCAGAUUCCACUAUCUGGGUGUCAUGUGCAACCUCAGGGUCCAUACUUCUAAUUUUGCUGAGUUGGAUGGGCACUGAACUCUAUCCAUGCUGCACAGAAUACUGAUGAUACUGAGUAGGCAUUAUCCUGCCAGUCCAGCAUAUGAUGGUUCUAAUGUGUGACAAUAACUUUAAAUAAUUGAUGUGAAUAAAGAGAUUUUUGUCAUGGUUUAUGUAGCCUUUCUCAAUAACCAAGCAACAGAUGGGGAAAAGGCAUUUGUCACAUAACAGUAAGGAGCAUGCACUAUGCUGUAAGAUAUUUUACAGUAAAUUGCAUGAGACAAGCAAUACAAAGGGGCUGAUAUGGCUCCCCUUUUGCUCUCCUGGAAAGUUCCUAUUCCAGCCACUUUUCAGAAAUUGAUUUCAAGGGGUUAUUAGUGGUGCCUUGUUUUGUUUUUUUCAUAUUCUGUCUUUUAAUACAUGUGUAAAAGCUUCAAUUUCAUGGAUGAAUUGUUUUCUAUAAUAACCUUUACAUAUUUGUACUAAUGGUUUUGGAUGUUUUUAACCUGUUCUUCAUAUUCUAUUAGGUGCCUUGAGUCCCAGUAUUAGGGGGAAAGCGGGGAUGAAAAUAAAUAGUAAAGGUAAAGGUUCUCCCUGACAUUAAGUCUAGUCAUGUCCAACUCUGGGGUUGGUGCUCAUCUCCAUUUCUAAACCGAAGAGCUGGCGUUGUCUGUAGACACCUCCAAGGUCAUGUGGCUGGCAUGACUGCAUGGAGCGCCAUUACUUUCCUGCCGGUGCGGUACCUGUUGAUUUACUCAUAUUUGCAUGUUUUCGAACUGCUAGGUUGGCAGAAGCUAGGGCUAACAGCAGGGGCUUAUUCCACUCCCCGGAUUGUGCCAGCCACAUGACCUAGGGUCUUUGGCUUAGAAAUGGAAAUCAUCACCAACCCCCAGAGUCGGACACGACUAGACUUAAUGUCUGGAGAAAACCUUUACCUCUACCUUUAACAUGGCAGCACCCUAACUCAGUUCUCACCUGCUCAUGCACUUAAGAUGUGGUCACUCAAGGACAGAAUCAAAUUGCCCUGCAUUGCAACUAAAAAUUAUAACUGAACCAUAUUCCUUUCUUUUCGUCUAUUGAUGACAUUGUGACUUCUGUAAUAACUAAGCUCUCUGAACAUGAGCUGUAAUUGCUAUGUCAACAUACAUAGCAAUUUUUGACAACUAACCAAUAAACGGUUUCUCUUGUCUUCA